CUUCAUACUUCCACAACUGUUCUUUCUUACAUCUCAAAAAUCGCCGCCCACACAAUCGAGGCCGUUAAACUAGUCUUUUCUGUAAUUCAUUCAGCCCACAAAUUGGGGAAACGCCCAAUACAACUAUUUCUACCAGUAAACCGCUGAUUCCACACAGGAUAUUCCCAACAAGAAGGGUCAUAGCGAGAGCACCAACACAUCACGGGAAAGAGCACAAUGAACGUCGACAUUGGUAAACUAUGCAGAGAUUUGGCUUCUGGAACCGACGACGGUGCAUUUGGAUAUGACCUGCUUCGAUGGGCGGGAAAACGGGAAACCAUUGAUCGAGUGUUGAACAAUCCGCUUCUACAAACUUCUCGCGACAAGCUCCAGAGUGCUGCGGAAGAGCUUCGAGGCAAGGACAUCCCUGUGCUUCCAUUCCGGAUGUUCAAGCUGUUCGAUACCGUAGGCGAGCGUCUCGGAUACGAAGCUCCAUACUUUUCGCGGCGCAAGACCCUGCUGGUCUCUGCUCUUAGCGCGUGGUUAUGGAACGACCCGGAAGACAUUGGAACGCUCGAGGAGUGUAUUUGGGCCCUAUGUGACGACUACACGUGGAGUUUGCCUUCACAUAUGCACGGGUCCAGCCUAACUAUUGAAACCAAUGUUGGUUAUUCCAACACCAGCAAACGCCGGGAUGCUGCAUUGAACCUCGACCUUUUCGCCUGCGAGACUGGCUUAGCACUUGCAGAAAUAUGUGCUCUGCUCGGUGAUAAGCUCAAUCCUUUUAUUGUCGAGCGAGCCCAAUCAGAAGUCAUGCGUCGGGUCAUCGACAGCUACAUGGAUAAAUCGACUAUCCAGCAUUGGGAAGUGUUGGAUAGUAACUGGUGUGCGGUUUGCGCUGGUAGCAUUGGCAGUGCCGCCAUGCUUCUCGUUGGAAACGAUCUGGAUCUCGCUGCUAUCCUCCGAAAUCUGCUGCCUGUAAUGGAGAGAUAUAUUGCCGGAUUCAGUGAAGAUGGUGCCUGCACUGAGGGCCUAAAUUACUGGACGUAUGGAGUAAGCUUUUUUGUGGUGUUUGCAGAACUUCUCGGCAGACGAACAGCUGGGAAGCUUGACCUGCUCUCCGAUAAAAGAUUUGCUCCUAUCGCUUUAUUUCAGCAAAAUUGCUUCUUCCCAGGAGCUGCAACGCUCACAUUCUCGGAUGUUGAAGCAAACGACAAAUAUCGGCCAGGCGUCACAUGUUUUUUGGCAGAGCAUUUCGAAGAAGUGAUGGCCCCACCGUUAGAGAGCGCCAUGGAUGUAAUGCACUCGCAUUGUUACAACUUUGCUCCUGCUCUAAGUGAUCUGCUAUGGACUACAGAUACACUUGUGUCGAAGCAGGCACUGCCUCAACCCUGCGUGGUAUACCCAAAGGCUCAGUGGCUGUUGUGCAGCGGCAAUGAUGGCACUGGAUUUGCGGCGAAAGCAGGCCAUAACGAUGAGGAACACAACCACAAUGAUGUCGGAAGCUUUCUAUUUUCAAGACAUGGUGUAAUGCUCCUAUGUGAUAUUGGCAAGGGAGAGUACACGAAGUCAUACUUUGGGCCCGAUCGCUACGACACCUUUUGCACCUCUUCUAAAAGCCACAAUGUUCCCAUUGUCGAUGGACACAGCCAACGUGAUGGGAGAGAAUAUUGCGCUCGAAAUGUCAUUUUUGAUCAGAAUGGAUCAAUUUCAAUGGAUAUUGCCCCUACUUACGCCGUGAGCGGGUUGACGUCGCUGGUGCGACGCCUCUCAUUCGAUAAUAAGACAGGGCGCUUGAGUCUUCUGGAUGAGAUCAAAGUUUCUCGGCCAAUGGAUGUUGCUGAGAGGUUUGUAUCGUUCGUGCGACCACGCAUAGAAAAUGGGGCUGUGAUAAUUGAGGAAGGUGCUACCAGUUGCACACUUUCGACCAAAAUCUCUCAAGAUCCCCAGAUUGGUACAACUGAGCAUAUCAACCAUCAAGGGAAAAGUGAGGUUGUAUAUACCAUUGAUUUCAUUCUUUCCUUGAAAGAGAAUGCGGUAUUUGAACUUGUCGUCUCAUAA
Messenger RNA from Pseudogymnoascus verrucosus, 2040 nucleotides. RefSeq lists its product as uncharacterized. The coding region runs from base 217 to 2040 and encodes 607 amino acids. NCBI's taxonomy places the organism in Eukaryota, Fungi, Ascomycota, Leotiomycetes, Thelebolales, Thelebolaceae. The record is from RefSeq and is a predicted model, not a curated record. The transcript has a single exon. Gene Ontology annotation, molecular function: lyase activity.